CACGGGAGGAGGAAGAAGACGGUGCCGGAGGAGCAGACGAAGGCCUGGGAGACCACGAAACAGCACGUUGAGAAAGCAGCUUCGUCUGUGCUGGAUGUGUCGCUGGACGUGAUGCAUGAAGUGCUUCGUGUUGGCGUGGACGUGCUCGAGUUUGCCCCCGUCAUGGGGUUACAAGAGGCCGCCAGGACGUUGCUAGGGAUAUGGGACUCUUUGCAAUACGUCGAGUUGAACCGAAUGGCUUGCCUCCGGUUAACCGAGCGCUGUGCCGAUAUCCUGCUAUCUGUAAAGGAUGAAAUCGACUCUGCGGGUGAAGCAGUGGCCAAUGAGUUGCAGGAGCCGAUUGAGAAGCUGGUUGACGCUUUUCGAGGUGUACAUCACUUUCUCGUGAAGCAGAUGCAUCGUCCGUUCCUGAAGAGGUACCUCAAGCGCGAGGAGAUUCAGCGCGAAAUCGCAGCUUGCGACACGGCUCUAGGAGACGCGUUGGAGAUGUUUGGGAUCCGGAUUCAAGUGAGGAUUCUGAAGCAGAUUCAAGCGAAUGAAGCUAGGCGACAAGAGGAAGCGAGGUUGCUGUACGAGGGCGCUGCUGCACGAGUACAGUCGACGGUACAGUCAGAGAGACAGCCCUUAUCGGCGGUCUUUGCGUCAUCCUCCCCUUCACCAGUCGGUCCAGCUACACCUGAAUCACUCUCCCCAGUCGACCCUCUUCUCCUGUCCCCGGAGUCUCACAAUCUUAACGACACCCAGAUCAAGGAGGCCCUUCGCAAGCUACGCGAACGCCAGAAUGAAUUCGACCGGAUCCGAGAUCUGGACGAUCUACGUGCGCUCAUGCGCACCGCGCUCGAGACGAAGAGCGACAUGGAGAUGUGCCAGGUGCUCCAGGUUGCUCGCGACGAGAUGCCCGAGGCGAUCAAAACGCUGCAGCGGGAGCUUGAGCGCGAGGUCGUGCGGGAGAUGCAUGAGAAGGAGGGGCAGCCGGAAGAUGAGGUUAUCCUGGAGGAGGUGCCGGUGGAUGAAGCGAUGGCGGAGUGGAGUGUGGAGGAGAGGGAGAAGACUUUGCCGGAUGUGCCGUUGAGUCGCGACGGAAGUACGAGUACGAAGAGGAGCAUUAGGACCAAAGCUAGUGUGGCUAGUAUUGGAACAAGAGUAGGGAGUCGGAGGGACACGCUUGAUAGGGAAUUCAUCGAAAGCGGGCUGGAGGCCCUCAAGAGGAUGAGCAGAGGCACGCAGGCCAGCCUUCAGCUACCGAAGUGGACAAUCACGAGGUAUGAAGUAGACCGGGAGGAGAAGAUUGGCAUAGGAUACUUCUCAGACGUUUACCGGGGCACAUGGCGCAACCGUGCUGUGGCAAUCAAGUGCCUUGCCGAAACGACGCCUCGUUCUCUCUUCAUGCAUGAGAUAGAGAUAUGGAGGACGCUGGAUCACCCGAACGUUCUUCCCCUUCUUGGGGCGAGUUCCGCCUCUGGCGACCCUCCGUGGUUCUUCGUCAGCCCCUACUGCAAGAAUGGGAGUCUCGUUGAAUAUCUCAAGUUGCAUGGCGAGAGUGUGGAUUUGCUCAAGGCCAUGCACGAGAUCGCGAGAGGUAUGGAAUAUCUCCAUAAGAAGGGCGUUCUGCAUGGAGAUCUGAAGGCUGCCAAUGUGCUGGUAUAUGACGACGAACGAUGUGUUAUCUCCGACUUUGGCCAGAGCGAGAUGAAGAGUGAAGUAGCUCGCAUAAGUGGUACUCCCCCACCUCAUGGCACGUUGCGAUGGCAGUCGCCCGAGCUAAUGGCCGGCGGAAGUCAGCUAACCCAAGAGAUGGACGUAUACGCUUUUGCGAUAUGCUGCAUAGAAAUUUUAGGCCAUGGGCGACUCCCUUGGGCUCUCGCGGAUGACGAUAGUGUCCGUCAUUUUGUCCUUGAGAGGCAUAUGAGGCCAGAAUUUCCCCACUCGAAGUUCACAACGAAAGAUGUCGAGAAGAUGAUACGGGCAUGUUGGGAUCAGGAACCCAGAAGGCGACCUACAUUCACUCAAGUUGCCCUGGAUCUCAGGACUAUAAGAGUCAAGUCGGGGUCAAGAGAUGUGGAUGCGCCCAUGACAGGCUGGAGACUCCCCAGUCUUGAGGAAGAUCAAAGCCCCCAGGUUACACCCGAGGUUCGACCGUCAGAUCUUCCACCCCCCGAAUCAGAACCCGGAUCUUCACUUCCCACCACCGCCUCGUACUUGACUGCGCGGGACGGUUCAUCCGAUUCAUCAGCGCCAGGUCAUCGUAGGUCCCAGACGACGCCUGCGGUGUCCACGUCGACCAUUCAGGCCCAACCUGGCCAUAGUGGACAGACUGCGACUGAGGGAGGUGGUAGCCACUGGAAAGACAGUGUUCGUACCAGCUCUACCCGGAGCAGCAGCUUGUCGGAGAUAGAUUUCGUGCCCGGGACGUUUGACUCUGGCUACGUUUCUCCCAUCCCUGCGGAUGAGAUCGUAGCGGAGACAAGGAAUGAGCGGAGAUACAGGAUGUUGCUGCAGCACGAGUUUAACGCCAACCUUACUUUACCUCUCUGGUCCCCAAGCAAAGUGUCUCUCGGCGAUGUAGGCUAUCUCUCGAAGCCGUCUGGUACUUUUGUCACGCUCUUCAAUGCUCUUGACCCCGUGAAGACGUCCGGCAAUGUACUGAAAGGAAUGUCCGGCUUGAAUGCUUUCGGUUCUGUCAAGAAAGGUAACCAGAAGCAAGAUAAGCGGAGCGUCGCUCAGAAGGGGUGGGACGUCAUACAAGGCUUGCUACCGAAUCGGCGGAACACUGAGGGCUCGCCACAAUCGGUGGCUCGCCGGUACACAUUCCAGCUCCGUGUUGGACACAAAACAGCCUAUCUCUGCACUGAGACCACGGUCUAUCGAUACCUCGAGCCUGACACGAAGCACGCACCGUAUAGGUGGUUUAAGGAGAACAUCGAUCGCAUUCUCGCGACAUACGGAGAACAGCAUGGGUUACAACGAGAAGAUGUUUACCUCGUGAUUGGUACCCUGGAUGCUCCCGAUUACGCACUCUUUGUCAGCCACCAUCAUCCUAACGGAUUGGUCCAUUUCAAUGUCUUCUCCGGGCAGCGUGUGCCGGGGCAGCCAUGGGGCGAAUUCCAGUUGGAUUUCAGCGAUGAUGCACUCGGACCCGGGCCAGCAUACCACGAAGACAUGUCGGAAGGCGCCCAAGCUCGAUGGGCAAGUAAGGUGUCGGAAGGAAGGAGCUCGGGUCCGUGGGAUACCGUUCUGCUGUCGCGAUUGAGGUUUAAACCCGACGCGCCUGAACCCACUGCUCGAUGAGCCGUGGACACGGAAUCAGAAUGACUCCUUUCUUCUUGCACGCAACCAUUUUAUUUAACUCGACAAUUGCAUAACUCCGGACUUGGAUUGCAGAAUACAUGUACAUAUAUAGCAUUUAUCCAGCAUAGCAUUGAUAACGUUGCAGCAAGCACUAUACUGUAGAACUACUUGG
Gloeophyllum trabeum ATCC 11539 is the source of this 3460-nucleotide messenger RNA. RefSeq lists its product as uncharacterized. The record is from RefSeq and is a predicted model, not a curated record. The coding region runs from base 112 to 3288 and encodes 1058 amino acids. Gene Ontology annotation, molecular function: ATP binding; protein kinase activity. The transcript has 15 exons. Gene Ontology annotation, biological process: cell surface receptor signaling pathway; protein phosphorylation. Lineage: Eukaryota; Fungi; Basidiomycota; Agaricomycetes; Gloeophyllales; Gloeophyllaceae.